Molecule: messenger RNA, 678 nt
Organism: Penicillium cosmopolitanum
Lineage: Eukaryota; Fungi; Ascomycota; Eurotiomycetes; Eurotiales; Aspergillaceae
Product: 2-isopropylmalate synthase
Exons: 3
Coding region: 1-678 (225 amino acids)
Biological process (GO): L-leucine biosynthetic process
Cellular component (GO): mitochondrion
Molecular function (GO): 2-isopropylmalate synthase activity
Source: RefSeq, a predicted model, not a curated record
AUGCCAAUGCUCAAAGAUCCCUCAACAAAAUAUAAGCCGUUCAAGCCGCUGAACCUGCCGAACCGCCAAUGGCCCAACAAGACCAUCGAACGUGCCCCGCGAUGGAUGGCCACCGAUCUGCGUGAUGGCAACCAAAGUCUCCCCGAUCCCAUGGACGGCGAGCAAAAACUCCGCUUCUUCAAGAUGCUCGUGGAGAUCGGCUAUAAAGAGAUCGAAGUCUCAUUUCCCUCCGCCUCCCAAGUCGACUUCGACUUUACCCGUCGCCUGGUUGAGGAGCCCGGUCUGACUCCUGAUGAUGUCUGGCUCCAGGUUCUGGCUCCCUGUCGUGAGGAGCUCAUUCGCCGCACUGUCGAGUCCCUGCGAGGCGCUAAGAAGGCUAUUCUGCACAUUUACCUGGCUACAAGCCCAUGCUUCCGCCGUAUUAUCUUCAACAUGAACAAGGAGGAGAGUCUGAAGAGAGCUGUCGAGUGCGCCAGGUUCGCUCGCUCAAUCACCAAGGAUGAUCCUUCAAUGGCUGGCACAGAAUGGCAGUUCGAGUUCUCUCCCGAGACCUUCUCUGAUACCGAGCCCGAGUUCGCCGUGCAAGUUUGCGAGGCCGUUAAGGAAGCAUGGGGCCCGACUGUGGAGAACCCCAUCAUCUUCAACCUGCCCGCCACAGUUGAAAUGUCGACUCCCUAA